This is a messenger RNA of Moneuplotes crassus, 1524 nucleotides long. NCBI's taxonomy places the organism in Eukaryota, Ciliophora, Spirotrichea, Euplotida, Euplotidae. The record is from the annotation of a GenBank genome assembly.
AUUAUGGACAAAGCAAAUGUGGCCAAAGAGGACCUUGUCAAAGUUGUAGAAGAAGAGGGCGAAUCCAAAGGUAUUGUAGUAGCAACUCUUGGCAAAGCCUGUUCAGAAGCAGAGACUCUUAUAAAGAUGAUUGAUUCAGGUAUGAAUUAUGUCAGGAUCAGGCUAUGUCAAAAUAAUUCAUCUGAUUCGAAUGAAUCGAUCUUGGAUUGCCUUCAUGAGACAUUUAAAUACAGGCCGCAUAAAUAAAUGCAAACUUCUUGUUGAUAUCAGAGGAAGAGACAUUACUAUUGGUGCCUUUGAAGAUAAUCAAUCCUUCGUAGACGUUGAUAUAGGAGAAGACAUUGAGAUUUAUGUAGAUGUUGAAGGAACUACCCCCUCAACAAAAUCCAAACUUGUUACUCCUGAGUUAAACAUAGAUAGACUUUUGAGGAAGGGGGAUCUUGUUUAUAUCGGGGAUGGAUCAAUCAAAUGCUCAGUAUUAUCGAACGAAGACGGAACCAUAAUGCUGAGGACAAAAUCAGAAGGAAGAGUUUAUGAAUAUUCUUCUAUAAUUAUUCCUGAUAAGCAUUCCUCACUUUCAAUUAUUCAGGAAAGAGAUAUAAAAGAUCUAGAAGAACUUAGUAAGAAUCAUAAAAUAGAUUAUAUCUCUAUUCCAUAUUGACAAACGGAUGAAGAUGUUAAAGUUGUAAGAAGACUCCUCCCCUUCCUCGAACAGACCAUCAUCAUGGCCAAGAUUGAAGACAAAUAACACCAAAGUCUUCAGAGAAGCUGAUGGUGUCAUCAUCCAGCGAAGAGCUCUCGGCCUUUCAAUUGUCUCAGAGAAACUGUUUGCUCUGCAGAACUUCCUGAUCGAGCAGUGAAAACUCAAUGCCAAACCAGUUUUAGUUGCAAACGAAAUUAUUGAGUCAAUGAUGGACGGAGCACAACCGCUCAGGUCGGAGAUCGCAGACAUCCAGAACUCACUUGUAGAAGGUGUCGACGGAGUCAUUCUUGAAAGAGAAACUUCACAUGGAAUGCACCCAGUCGAAGCAGUAGCUGCCGUGUCAUCGACAAUCUCGGAAGCAAAAUAGCUUGGUUGACCCAGACAAGAAGUAUGACACUUUGUUGUCGGUGUGUGACUACGAAGACAAAGAUGAGCUAUUGGUGAUGAACCUAGCAAAGAUCAUUCUAGACAAAGACAGAGAACCAAUUGACUACAUACUGACUUUGUCUAAGCAGGGGAAGAUUGCAAGAUUGUUAUCAAAAUAUUCGUUGCCUGUGGAAGUAAUGGCAUGUUGAACCGACUCCAAAAUCGUCAAGCAACUCAAUUUAAUUUCAGGAAUAAAAUCAGUUAAGGUGCCGAAUUACACUACCAAACUUCUUGGCCCAGAUCAUCUUUUGAAUAUAAUAAUAAGAACGAACAAGAGCAUGGGUCUUGGGAAAGAAGGAAACUGGAUAGUCGUUUUCCGCUCAAAAGAGAAAGAUGGCAGCCAAGAUGAGACAGACCACUAUUUUAAAUUUGUAAAGAUUCAAUAAGUCUUUAAA